AUGGCUUUGAAAUUUCACAUAACAGUAACAUAUUUGUCUUUAAUUUUAGGUUUCAUUCUUGGAGCCAAAUCUUCACUUUUUGACGUAAGAACAUAUGGUGCAAAACCUAACACGGACAUAAGUCAGGCUAUCUCAACUGCAUGGAAAAGUGCUUGUGCAUCACCAACUCAAAGUGUAUUAUUUAUUCCAAGUGGGGUAUUCUAUUUAAAACGAGCUAUAUUACAAGGACCAUGUAAGGCUCCAAUAAAGGUUCAACUUCAAGGAACACUGAGGGCCUUAAAUGAUCUAACUGGUUUCAAGGAUGAAGAUGGUUGGGUUAUAUUUGAACAUAUUAAUGACCUAAAUUUAAUGGGAGGUGGUACUUUUGAUGGACAAGGUAAAUCAGUUUGGGGCAAACAAUGUGGAAAAGGCAAAUAUUGUAGUAAAUAUCCCAUGAAUAUAAGAUUCGAUUACAUCACCAAUUCCUUAAUUCAAGAUAUAACAUCGUUGGAUAGCAAACAAUUUCAUAUGAAUGUGUUAGGUUGCCAAAAUGUUACCUUUUUACAUGUUCAUGUAAUUGCAAAUGGUGAUAGUCCUAACACAGAUGGAAUCCAUAUUGGGCGAUCAUUUAUGAUAAACAUAACAGAUGUAAAUAUUCAAACGGGAGAUGAUUGUAUUUCUCUUGGUGAUGGAAGUAAAAAAAUAACUAUUACAAAGGUUACAUGUGGACCUGGCCAUGGUAUCAGUGUUGGAAGCCUUGGAAAAUAUAUGAAUGAACAGCCUGUAGAAGGAGUGUUUGUUAGAAAUUGUACAUUAAUAAAUACAAUGAAUGGAUUAAGAAUCAAAACAUGGCCAAAUUCAUUUGUUGGAUUAGCUUCUAAUAUCCAUUUUGAGGAUAUUAUCAUGGAAAAUGUGGGCAACCCUAUUUAUAUUGACCAAGAAUAUUGUCCUUGGAAUCAAUGCAACAAAGCGGUUCCAUCAAAAGUUCAAAUAAAAGAUGUGAGCUUCAAGGAUAUUCGUGGUACUUCUGCAACAGCAAAUGCUAUAAACUUUAUUUGCAGUAGUGGUUUUCCAUGCCAAAAUGUUGAAGUUGUUAAUAUUGAUCUUAGAUAUAAUGGAAAACAAGGUCAUAUUACAUCUCAAUGUAAAAAUAUCAAACCCAGGAUACUUGGAAUUCACAACCCAACUGCAUGCCUCGCUAGCUAA
This is a messenger RNA of Cannabis sativa, 1185 nucleotides long. Its product is annotated as exopolygalacturonase-like. The record is from RefSeq and is a predicted model, not a curated record. The transcript is spliced from 4 exons. The coding region runs from base 1 to 1185 and encodes 394 amino acids. Gene Ontology annotation, molecular function: polygalacturonase activity. NCBI's taxonomy places the organism in Eukaryota, Viridiplantae, Streptophyta, Magnoliopsida, Rosales, Cannabaceae. Gene Ontology annotation, biological process: carbohydrate metabolic process.